CCCGAGCAUGCUUAGGUAUUCCGACGAAGAGAUUCUGUAGCUUGAUUUCUCUCCAUGAGUAACACCCAGGUGGCACCAUCUUCAGCGUUCCAAGGUUGUCUGGGUUGGGAGGGCAUAUUGCUCUCGCAUUCGUUGCGCCGGUACUCGCUUGCUCACCUGUUAUCCUCAGGUAAACUAUUUGAAGGAAUACUUAAGUUCACCAUAUGCUACUUGAUGCUCGCAGGAUAUCAAGGCAAGUAUUCUCAACUCCAGUUUGAAUUGUCUGCACAACCUUUUCUUCCGGUUCAACCAAACUAUUUCGCGAAACUAAGGAACUAAAGCCAACAAAAAGUCAAAUUUUUGAACGUAAGGGCGGUCCAACGGCUAUAUAGGGUGGGCUUCUUCUAUUACAAUUCAUCAUUUCUCAUCAUUCUUCCAUCACACUUGCAGACUCGCAGUCAUAUUUCUAUUCACUUACCAUGGCGACACAACACCCCCUGAAGCGCUCUCGUUCUCCAUCUCCUACCACUUCGUCAUCACCAGUCCUGCAGCGCUUCAAGACAUCAGAAAGCGUCAAAUUCCUCGUCAUCUCCGACACUCAUGAUGCAGAGCUUUCGUUCUACCCCCACUGUGACGUCCUGCUCCACUGCGGCGAUCUAACAGAGGACGGCACCCCCUCGAGUAUCUCCAAUGCCCUGAAGGCCCUCAGGAAGGUCAAUGCAGAGCUCAAGCUCGUCAUACCCGGCAACCACGAGAUCUCCUUAGACAAAGAUUACUACCUCGCUGAAGGGGGCACCGAAGACGACCAUCUAAAGGCCCGCGACACUGCAUACGGGCCUGAAGCACGUCGGGCUGGGGUUUCCGUCCUCGACGAAGGAACGCACACCUUCACCCUGAAGUCUGGUGCGACCUUCAGCAUCUACGCAAGCCCUUGGACGCCAAAAUACGGAGCUUCAGCGUUCCAGUACCCCAGCAACAAAGACCGCUUCAACGAAUUUUCACCAAAGUGGGCGGAAAACGUUGGUACCGAGACGUCGGUCAUUCCCGAGGGCGUCGAUAUCGUUAUGACGCACGGCCCACCCAAAUAUAUCCUCGAUUCAACCUCGGACGGACGAAGUGCUGGGUGCGAGCAUCUCCGACGAGCAAUCGCGCGGACGCGGCCCAAGUUGCACUGUUUUGGGCAUGUGCAUAGGGGUUAUGGUGCCCAACGGAUCGAAUUUGACCCCAAGUGGGAGGAGGAGGAGAAGAGUGGUGACGACUUAGAUUGCAUCGUUGCCCUUCCCAAGGAGUGGGUAGGGAAAAAUCAGGCGAAGCGGAAAGGGUACGCGAGUCUGCCUCCGAAUUCAGCCGAGGCCUUUCGCGACCGAAAGCAGACUCUGAUGGUGAAUGCCGCUGUGAUGGACGAGAAGGAUGAACCCGGAAACGCGCCGUGGGUUGUCAAUUUAGAGUUGCCCUUAACUAAGGGAGCUGAAGGCCUCCGGGAUGGUGUAUCAUCAGUACGCUGAUCUAAAGAGGUGACUGGGUGGGCGCCAGGACACGUAGCCGAAACAUUAGGCAUUUGGCAUCUUGC
Messenger RNA from Trematosphaeria pertusa, 1549 nucleotides. Its product is annotated as Metallo-dependent phosphatase. The transcript has a single exon. Gene Ontology annotation, molecular function: hydrolase activity. The record is from RefSeq and is a predicted model, not a curated record. NCBI's taxonomy places the organism in Eukaryota, Fungi, Ascomycota, Dothideomycetes, Pleosporales, Trematosphaeriaceae. Bases 459 to 1484 code for a protein of 341 amino acids.